CAAGUAUUUACUGUUUUAUCUCCGAAUUAUCGUAAAGUUGCAACCUAAUAAUGUUUAUCACAAGAAGCAACUUUAGGCUACUUCUUUUUCGGUGGUUUGGUCCUAAAGGCGAAACGAAACAGACAGUUCACAUAAAACGAAACUUAUUUGUUCCUGGCAAAUAGAUCUCCCAGCCGUUGGUUAAUCAAAUAAGACUUUCUGAGUAUUAUAAAUAUAAAUUCAUUAGCUGGCAAAGGAGGCAAUGUUUUGCGGUCUUUUUCUAACUAAGGGAUAAGGGAUAGUUCACCCAAAAAACGAAAGUUGCUCACUAUUUGCUCAUCUUCAUACGGAGACCCGAAAGGGUUGUGAUGGUGGGGGGUCCAGGGGGGAAAUAGGUGGACAUUUUGAUAAAUAUUGGAAACCAGUUACCAGUAUUGAAAUCCAUAAAAUGAAAAACUACAAUGUGGAUGGCAAAGGUUGCCACUUUUCAAAAAUCUUUAAAACAUUUUCUUUUUUGGGGUAAGAGACAACCGAAUCUUCAGUUUGGGUUCAAUUAUACCCCUUUAAAUCCAUCUGUUUCUAAAGUAUUUCACAUAAUAUCUAAGUUUAUGUUUUAUUUCACAAGAAAAACUGUGAGCUGUGUUUUAAUUAGGCUAAAUGCUUUUUAUGAGUUGAAUCUGUGACCAUUCUUUCUCUUUUGAAUACUGUGCUGUGUACUAUUGGUCAGGAUAGAAGAGUUACAGAGGUGAGACUUUGCAUACGGCAGCCAUACACUCUUCCAUUUUUUCACUCUAACCUAAUACACGAUGGAAGAGCAGAUGGAUCCACCUGUCUUUACAUUAAAAAAUGGGAAAUUUUAUUACAGACUCUGAUAAUUCACAGUUUUUUUACUCACGGAUGGCUCUUAAGACUUUGAUCUUUAGAGUUCUUGUAUUGACAGUUUUGCAUCUGGCAGAUGGCACAGUCUCCGACAGCUUUAAAGAAUGCAGUCAGUUCUUUUAUAUGCAUACAGCACCCAGUGGUAUCCGAGGGGGCAAUCUAAAGAGGAUAUGCCAGCGCUAUGGAGAUAAACUACGGUAUGCCACACUGUAUGACAGCAGCUGCCGGUUGGCACUUUAUUCAGCAUACACAUUCAAAAAGUCAGAUGGACAGAGGAGGAUGGACACACCCUGGAUGUAUGAACCACAGCUGGUAUCCCCUGAUGAAGGUGGGAACAUGAAAGUGUUGCCCUCUAGUGGUGAAAUAGACCAGCUGCUUGAGGAGAGCCAAGCUGUGCUGGCAGACUAUGUUGAUGCGGUGGAGUUUGCACGAGGUCCACUUAACCCUGACCAGCACCAGGCAGGCAACCAAGACAAAGCAGCUACCUAUACACUUACAAAUGUGGUUCCUCAGAUCACAGAAUUUUUGGAGGGCCCAUGGGCCACAUAUAUUGAUAUGGUGCGUCGCCGCUUGAAUAACUUUUGCCGUGGCACUGCCUAUGUGGUGACUGGGGUUACUGUAUCAGGGAUGACCAUCCGAAGAGGAAAGGAAGAUCGCAUGGCUGUCCCAAAGUACUUGUGGUCUGCAUAUUGCUGUCCGCGGUUUGAUAGAAACUCACCCUAUGAAGUGCGGUUCAUGUUUCCCACAUACGCAGCAUAUGCAUUGAAUGAGAUAGUGGGACACAGUGUUACAGAAGUGCCUCUGAAGGCUUUAGAGACCUUUCUGAAAACUAAGUCUAACACGGACAAAAGCGUGAGCAUCUUUUUCAAAGACUGUCUUUCAGAAAAUACACAUGCCAAUGGGAAGUGAAUGUAAACAACUUAUUAAAAAUUUGUGAA
Danio rerio (zebrafish) is the source of this 1796-nucleotide messenger RNA. The record is from RefSeq and is a predicted model, not a curated record. NCBI's taxonomy places the organism in Eukaryota, Metazoa, Chordata, Actinopteri, Cypriniformes, Danionidae.